Messenger RNA from Penicillium daleae, 363 nucleotides. RefSeq lists its product as uncharacterized. The coding region runs from base 1 to 363 and encodes 120 amino acids. The transcript has a single exon. The record is from RefSeq and is a predicted model, not a curated record. Lineage: Eukaryota; Fungi; Ascomycota; Eurotiomycetes; Eurotiales; Aspergillaceae.
AUGACAGAAAAUUACCCGAUCGGCACCCGUGCCGAAAGUGAGCGUCUCGUGAGAGACUGGGGUUUCCAACACGUCUAUACCUGGUCAGACGGGAGGUUUGUCUCACUGCCAGGUCCCUUCAACAAGCUUACUUACCAUAUUAGAAAUGGAUACUACUCGCCUCAUAGUCACGGAGGUCUCACGACACAUUUGAUCCGUCGAGGCACCUUUACCGUUACAUAUCCUGAAGACAAUGCAAAGUUGCAUAAUGGCGAAGUCAAGAAAGAGACAUUCGGGCCUGGUGCGCGAAUUGACGUUCCAGCCGGGAAGGUCCAUGAAGUCUGGAUUGGAGAUGAAGGGUGUGAAUAUGUGAUUGGUGAAUAG